CAGAAAUCGUGAGUAAAUUCGAGCGAAAAUUAAAAUAUUCAGCAUGUGACACAUGGUGAAAGACUAAGCUGCUAGUGUACAUAGUAUUGUCGUUAUGAAUCGAUUGAGAAAUGAGAUUAGAAGAUAUGUGAGAGAAAUUGAAAAUGUUCUGAAACAUCCUAAAACUACGGAAGAGGUUACCCGCUGUAUCGAGGAAUUUUACAAAAUAACAGUCGGUCAUAAACCCACUAUUCAAACCAAAUUCAAAGAUAUCUGCUUUGUCCGAGAAGUUUUCUUAUCAGAGUUUUAUCCAACCAUUCUUCAUGUCCUCAUUCAAACUUUAAAGGUGGAAUGGUUCUCAAAUCCAGAUCACAAACGUUUGUCGGAAGUGUUUGACAAAUCUUUCACCGACGGUGAUGCUGCUGGGGCCUUCACUGUUCUUAUCAGGAGUGUUGAUAACCUAGAUGUUAGUUUUAAACUGAAUAAAUGUGUCUCCCUUUUGGAAAAGUUCCUGGAUGAUCAUGGACUAUUCCAAAUAAUCCAGACAGCAUGUAAAACUGCUCCAGAUAGCAGUCUGGAUUUUGUUUUGGAAGACCUCAUUAGUUUGAUUGCCACUCUACCAGACAAGACAGCUAACAAACUACAGCUCCAGAACAGCGAGAAGUUCUACCCCCAGCAGUACAUUCCCUUGCUAUGUGAUGAGAUGAUGCAAGUAUUGAGGAACCUGCACCAGAAAAUUUACAGUAGUCAAGACAUACACUUGGAAUUUGUUAGCCGAGUGAUUGGCAAAGUCUGUGUCUCAGGACAUGCAGGUACUGUAUGUGAGUCAUUGGUUCCUCACUUGGAGCGGGCAGUACGGGAGGAUUACAUCUGGUGUCGUAUAACAGAGCGCAUUGUCACAGGAGUACCUGAUCGAUGUCUAGAGUGUACCCUCACAUCUCUCCUCUCCAAAAUCACUUGGUAUGGAUUAGUGGAGAUGUUAAUUGGAGGGAGUGUGACAAAGAAACCGAAAAUCCAGUACUUGCUCUGUACCAAACUUAUAUUUCACAGACAUUCACAGGAGAUACAUUUGCUUCAAAAUAUUAUGGGAUACCUAGGAUCGUCUCACACCAGAAAGCCAUUGUUUAUUAAGGUGAUGAGGGAGCUUCUUACUGUAUGGGCAGACAGUAGUGCCGUAAGACACACCUCAGUAGAACAACACCUCUACAUCACCAAGGCUUUGUUAAUAGGUCUGGGAUUUCUCAAAGAAUCGGACAAAGCUGGAAUCAGAGAUGAUUUCCUGCAGCUUUUGAUGCCUGGAAUACAGUGCCAUAUAGGGAGUUCUGAUCAAAAAGUUCGUAUUAUAGGCAUGGUAUUAGCUGAAAUGAUGUCUGCUAUUUUAGAUCCUAAAGGCCAACAGUUGAAAUUUGAGUUUCCAAGGGAUGAUGAAGUGAAUUAUCUCGUUUCACUUACGUUACCACCAGAAGAUCCAGGAUUGCAGAACUUGGUGAUGGAGAUGAGCAGUGUUCAUAUCACUCCAGUUCUUGAUGAUGAGGCAGGUUUAAAAACCAAACCAAAUGACAUAGAUCAAGGCUGUCUGAAUAUUGAACCUGAUUUAGAUAGUGAUGACGAUCUUGUACCAUAUGAUAUGUCAAAUGACACCGAAUUCACAAAGGUCAAACAGCCCAAGUACAUCCGCGAAUGCAUGGAAGGUUUGAUAAACACAGACGAACCAAACAGGUUAGAAAUGUAUCUUGGUGUCACAGAAGCCUUAAUCAGGAAAAAUCCUGAUGGACUUACAGAAAUAGCUGAGGAGUUUACCAAGAUCCUUCUCCACCUUUCUGACAGACACUCCUUGAAAGAUUUUGUUUCCCUGAGGUUUAAAUCUUUGGUAGCUCUUGCUGUACAAGCACCUAAACAGGUGUCCAGAUACCUGACAUCACAGUUUUAUGAAAGGAACUACAACCUCAGUCAGAGACUCGAUAUACUGGAGGUCCUUGGAGCAGCUGCCCAAGAGCUCUCGCAACCAGUAGAUUCUAAACAGUCAAUGGAACAGGAGAGACUGUCAUAUAAGUUAGCACCUACUGACUCUGGACAUUCAAGUGAUGGCUGGAGGGAGAUUGUAAAGCAAAGAGUCGAAAGCAAAACCAGGAGAUUUCCAAAAGGAGCUACAAAAGAAGUAGUGGCUACCAAAAACAGGUUUGGAUUGGUGGCUGGAUGCUUUUUCUAUCCCCUUAUGGCCAACUUUGACAGAAAGGAAAAUACUUUUGAUAUGAUGGGAGAAGACAGUCUUAUUCUGGCCAGACUUGUGUACACCUUAGGUGUCAUUAUAUAUGCAGCCAUCAACACUCAGGCUGUUAAACAGAUGGCAAACAGGCUACUUGAAUUUCUCUGGAUCAUUAGAUUCCAUUCUGAUGUGAAGGUGCGUCAUGCAGCAUUAUUUGCCAUUUCAAUGGUGAUUUUGUCAGUCCCAGGACAUAUAUUAUUGGCAGAUUUACAAAGUGAAGUCAUGGAAACCAAGCGCUGGUUAGAAGAUGUGAUGGAGAGAGAUGUAAAUACAGAAUCAAAGAAACUGGCAAUACAGAGCUUGGUACUUCUCGAAAAUGUCAUCAAACAGGAGUUUACAAAAGGAGCUAAUCUUACAUGAGACAGCAAGAUAACAACAAGUUAUGACCUUUGUCCUUGAAAUAAUCCUUAACACCGACAACUGUCAGAAAUGAGAAAGAAAACUUUCACAGAGGAUUCUAUUUAACAUGAUAAUUUGGAAGCACCAAGUUACAUGCAGAGAGGAUGUGUGGAAACAUCUCCUUGGAGAGUUUUGAUCACCAGAUACAGAGAGAGUUUUGAUCAGAAAGAGAGGGGGUCUCCAUUACAGAGAUAUUAUAAAAUUUCUGCUGUAACUAUUCUCAUGAACAAUUUUAAGUGACUUGUUUGUGCAUUUUCCAUUAUUUUUAAUUUCAAUUAAAUUUACCAUUACAUAAUUAAUUGCAUAGUUGUUUUUUGUACAUGAUAUUCAACAUGAUAGAAUACAUGCAUCUGUUCAUGUUUUGUUUGAAGAGAUUAUCUAAACAUCUAAACCAAUCUUGUAACUAAAAUAUGUAGCAUCGAGAGAGCAAUUAAGUUGAAUAUUUUUGAACUAAUCUACUGCAGAAAACGUGAAAGUAAUAAAUACUUUGUAUAUUAAUAAUUACAUAGUACUAUUAUUUGUGGAAAAAACAUUAUGUACAUAUUUAGGUUUUUAGCUCACCUGAACUCAAAGCUCAAGUGAGCUAUUCUGAUCACAUUUUGACCGUUGUCCGUCUGUCUGUGUCCGUCUGUAAACUUUUUACAUUUUGAACAUCUUCUCUAAAUCGCUUGGCCAAUUUCAACCAAAUUUGGCACAAAGCAUCCUUAUGGGAAGGCGAAUAUAAAUUUCAGAAAUAAAGGCCGAUCUUUAUUCAAAGCGGGAGUAACCUAGAAACUGUAGAAAAAGGGGUUCCAUUUCAAAACAAUCCUCUUCUCAAGAACUACUGAGUCAAGUUCAACGUUAUUUAACAUAAAUAAUCCUUAUGGAAAGGAAAAUAUAAAUUGCAAAAAUGUUAAGCUAUUGCUGUGUCAAAUCUGAGUUAUUACGAAAAUAAUACAUUGUAAUAAAGGAAAGGCGAGUUUCAAUCAAUUUAUAGCUUCAAGUUCGGUAUUCCAUACGAGUCGUGGUGAAAUGGGUAAGCAAACCCGGGCCGGGACAAAAUAAAAACAGAUCGAGAUUUUUCAAUUAUCCAAUGUCAUUUAAAUUUUAAGGAUAUGUGUCAGACCGGUAUAUUUGUAUUCGCUGUAAAUAUUGAUAGACAACAAUGCGUAUUUAGGAAUUUAUUGACGAUUGUUGAUUUCCAAGUUGGUAAAAUGGGUAGGCAAACCCGGGUCGACAUUUUACGGGUUUUUGGACUUAUUUAAGAAUUAAUAAUUCAUGUUUAAUUCCAUACUUCUAAAACGAGGUUUUUUGUUUAAAGCAGCCAUGACUUAUGAUAAACGGGUCGAUCUGAGAAAGAUGAAUUUGUUUGUUGUGCAACAGUUCGCGUGCGAAGGGAAUCUUCGAAACAUGCAAAAUACAUUGGUGCCGAUUUUGUAAAGUAAAUUGAGGUUAAAUAUUUCAAUGCGUUGACAGUUUUCACAUGACGGUGGUGUUAGCUUGUUUUGAUUUUCGUUUCGUUUUUUGGGAGUUGAUUUUAAUCAACUCUCCUAUGCAGUUAAUCAGACAAACCGAAAGUGAAACAGUGUUUGGACCUCAGCACAAAUCAUCACUGCUGACAAGACUUAGUUCUUGAAAAUGAUUGAUGAAUUCGAUGUAAUGUAUGCUAAAGCAUUGUUUUUCAAGGAAACUUAUUUAUAAAUACCUUGAAAAUAGUCAGAUUUUAAAUGGUACAAUGUACGAAUAAUUUAAAUAUUUUUUGUAGUCGUAUGUAUUCCUACGCCAGAGUUCAAUAUAGCCUCGUUCAAGGUAUCACACCGGUAAUCGGCCAAUCAAAAUGAACUUGUCAAUUGUAGUUCCAUAUAUACUUCAGAAUUAUUUUUUUCCUUGACUGCAUUUUUACAUUUUCCUUUACUCAGUUAUAAAAAAUUGUGUACCACUGAGUAGGAUAUUUCAUGUAUUUUGUUAGGUGAUGAUCUUUUUUCACAGGGACUACUUCUUUCAGGGCACAUGCAGCAGCUUCCUGGGGAGUGUGCAGUCUGUUUAAAUACAAAUGGAAAACACGUGGUUUUGAGGGUAGACCUGUUUGGAGCUAGAUAUUUUGAGAAAACGCAGGUUCGCUUGCCCUUUUUAUGGUGUUAGCUGAUGAGAUAGGUAACAAAUAACAUUUCCUCCGAAUAUUUUGUCAUGAGGAAUACAAACUGAUUUUUAAGAAUGUUUUCCCCUCUAUAGUGCUAUAUAGUGAAAACAAUUACCGGUGUGAUACCUUCAACUGGACGCUAGGCUGUCUCCGUAAAUGCUUGUCGGAGAUUUACGGUGUCAGCCGAGCGUUUGGUUGAACGAGACUAGAGUUCAAUAUUGCUUGGAUCCAUACAAUUUUUUAGAAAUAUUUUGUAUUACUAAUACAUAGUUUGAUUGAAUUAAUUUUACUCUAACUAUUAUUUAACAUGAUUCAUAUAGGGGGUUCUCGACAUUCUUGUCGAAAAAGUCCAAAAAUUCAUAUUAUAAAAAUGUGCGUAUUUCAAAUACAAAUUAGAAACUACAUGUACUUGUCAAGCAAAAUAACAUAUCAUUGAUUUUAAGAUAAACAAACAUCGACAAAAUCAACUCCCGUCAGUUCUUCAGUACUUUGAUUAUUAUUAAUGCUUUGUAACCAGGGAACUAUUGCCUUUGUUUUGUAAUAUUUACGUAUCAAAUUAAACAGAGACCUCGGUAAUUCAGACAGUUGACUGUUUACCUGCGCACAUUUAGCAAAAUCGGAUGUAUAACAAAGUACUAAAAUACAGUUCAUUCUAUCGAUAAUUCGGUAUGAUCUUUUGCGUAAUGGUUGAUUAAUACAAUGUGUUUUUUAGAUGCUCGGCAUUUUCUUGAGUUUAUACAGUUUAAAUAGAGUUUAAUAUCGCUGACGGUAAUAUGUAGUAUAGAUAUAUGAUCCAUUUUGAAAAAUAAAUUGUGCUCUUUAUUUGUUAUAGUGCAUGUUUCUUAUGUUUAAUUGUUUACAAUUUCUAUUUACUAACCAUAUUUGACUGUCAAGCUUCGAAUUAUAAGCAAGUUACAGAGCUUUGCUCACAAUUGUAGUUUGUACACAGAUCUGAGGCAAUCUUUUGUUUCCAUUUUUAAUGCUGAAUAGGAAAUACCCAAGUUAAAAAUCUUCAGCUGAAUGUAAUAAACUCAUGUGAACAAAAUAUGACUCAAACCUAGCAGAAUCGUGAGCUCUGUAUCUUGCUAAUAAUUCUACGAUUUACGCCGAAAUUGUUGAUCAUUAGAAAUGUCUAGCUAGACGUUGAAUACUUGUACAAAAAUUUAAAAGAUGAUAUGCUGUAACUACUCCCUGGGGGCUCCACUUUAUACAAUGAAUAAUAUGAAAUCUACAUCAAUUUUGAUAGUUUUUUAGACACGAGUAAAUAAAAACGUCACCGUUAAAACAGUUUCCAUCGUUCUUGUACAUUUCUGUUGCGGGGAUAAAGGAAUAAUCGCUAUUCCUAAGAAAAUAUUCAACGGAAAAUUAUCCUGGUUUGUAGCCAUUUGUUAUUUUUGAAUAAAGAUGAAAAUAAUGGUUGGGCCUUAAUAAGAUAGAGUGAUAUGCCUGCCAAUACAGUGAUUUUUAUAGCUCUUUAGAACGAAAUAUAGGGAUUUGGAAGUUAACAGUGUACCCCUACCAAAUGUUUAGUUUUAUAUCUUCCGUAGGUUUUUCUUAUUCUCGGUAAAAAUAGUAUUCCAUAAAGGUACAAUGUCAAAAAUUAUGUGUUGGCAAAAAAUUUCGAUACUUAACAAUAUUUAAUUUUUGUUAUUCUAUCGAGGGUCAAAUAACACAAUAUCUUUUUAACGCCCAUUUAAAGUCAUUGUUGCUCAGGUAAGCGAUGUGGCCCCAUGGACCUCUUGUUUAUAAAAUGAAAUGUUGACACGUCCGACAAUAGUCUUUGAACCUUGGGCUAGUAACUUUGUUAAAUUUGUAAUUGCACACCCCAGGCGUUUGUUUUUUUUUAUAUUUAAAGCUGACAUGAAUUAAUAAAUAUGUCACGGUGUGAAAUUCAGUCUUUCGGACUGUUUUUAAUUAUUGUGUAAAUUUUAACUUUUUUUCGGACUUUGUGUUAAUUGUUACAAAAACUUUCCCUCUAUUUCAGCAACUGUUUUAAAAACGUUUCAAAUUCCACGUAGCCUUAAUCCCACCUGAGGCAGAAUCGGUGAUGGACAGCUAAUCUUUUAAUUGACUUCUAUUUAUGUUUAUUGACACUUCUUUCAUCUUAUUAAUCCUUUUAUAUAAUUAUGUAUAUGCUGCUAAAAUGUCAUGAAUUACUCAAUAGCUGUUCUUUAAUUGAUUUUCUUACUUCUGUACAUAUUAUGUUAAUCCUUCAUUGUGUUAUUCCAUUUGUCAUUAUAUAUAAUUCUGAAUUGUAAAAUAUGGUCAGUUGGAAUCAACCUUCGGUACUGAUGCAUACCAAACUCACGUAAAUGUAUAUUUCAUGUAAAGUCUAUAUAAAAGUCUGAAAACUAAAA
Molecule: messenger RNA, 7120 nt
Organism: Magallana angulata
Lineage: Eukaryota; Metazoa; Mollusca; Bivalvia; Ostreida; Ostreidae
Product: telomere length regulation protein TEL2 homolog
Exons: 20
Coding region: 95-2605 (836 amino acids)
Biological process (GO): telomere maintenance via telomerase; protein stabilization
Cellular component (GO): cytosol
Molecular function (GO): Hsp90 protein binding; telomeric repeat DNA binding
Source: RefSeq, a predicted model, not a curated record